UGCGUCAAGCUUGCUAGGGCUCAUAAAUCAGCUGUCUUAUAGCCCUGGUCAUUUCAACCAACGUCUGACCCUUUUGUUAACUCAUGAUUUAUAACUGGAAGUUACUUUUCUUUAUGCCAGAUAUAUAAACUUUACUGUGCUUGGUUUGAUAUAAUAUCCAUUUUGUACACCAAGCUGUAAGACAGUAAAUUUAUUGUCCGUGAACUGUUACCUUGAAAAAUUACAUCAAUGCAAAGUGGUUUCCAUUUAGAAUCAAUGGGCAAUAAAUUCAUUGGAUUUUUUUUUUAUUAUUUUUUUUUUUGGCGGGGGUGGGGGGGGAGUGGAGGAGGCAUGAUGAUAUUUAUGAGGUCAUGAGCAGCUAUAUAACGAGUAAAACUGGGAGCAGAGGCAAUAGUGAGACAGGAGUUCAUAGUUCCAGGGGUCGACAAAGACAAAAUAUAUUCAACACAGCAACAAUGCACAAGCUGGUAUUCUGCUGUCUCAUCAUCAUCAGCUUCUCCUGUCCUCUCUUUUCUCUCCCCACCAUCAACACCAGUGAGAUGUCUCAUCAACUCUCAGCAGACGAAGAUUCAAGAUUAAACCUGGAGCGGCUGGGCAGCAGUUCUCUGCUUCAGUUUCUGCAGGAUCUCUUGAGUACACUGACUGAAGACAAUAAAGCAGAUCUUACCUCCAACAGCUAUAACACAAGGGAAAACGUAAAAGAGAUUUUCUACGGAAAUCACCCACGAAUUGCUUUGCUGGGCCGCCUGUUGACCAAGGACAGGAAACAGUACAAGAAACGUGGGAACCUUUCUGAAUGCUUCUGGAAAUACUGUGUGUAAAGAGGAAAACAAACUCUCUGAGUUUGGCUACGUAAUUUAUACAUAUGUCUGAAAACGUGUAUAUAGAUUUGCCUGAUUUAAAGUGAGAAUGAAGGAAAUUGAAGACAGUUCCUAACUUUAAACUCUAUGCUACUUGGAAAUUAAUAAAUUCUUGAUGUUUUGCAAA
Anas platyrhynchos (mallard) is the source of this 987-nucleotide messenger RNA. RefSeq names its product urotensin 2 (gene UTS2). Lineage: Eukaryota; Metazoa; Chordata; Aves; Anseriformes; Anatidae. Gene Ontology annotation, biological process: regulation of blood pressure; blood vessel diameter maintenance. The record is from RefSeq and is a predicted model, not a curated record. Gene Ontology annotation, cellular component: extracellular region. Gene Ontology annotation, molecular function: hormone activity.